AUGGAAAUUGAACAUGAAAUAGAACUUGUUCAUUAUGACUACCAUAUACAGGCAGUAAAACAAGAAUAUGAUCGACUUCAUCCAAAUGCAUAUCAGAAAAAAAUAUUCAAACAAUUAUGCCAUAGUAAAUAUGAACAAGAAAUCACACAACAAGAAUAUAAGUUUCUUCAAAUACAAAUACAUUAUAUUAAUUCAUCAUGUCAAUCAUUUGAAAACGUACCCAUAGCUGAAUCAACAUUAAUUAAUUCUAUUGAAAAUCCUCAGAUUCGUGAAAAAUUAUUCGAUUCCUAUAAAGCAGUUGCUAUACAAGCAAGAGCUGAAUUAUUUGCGAUAUUUAAAGAGUAUGAAAAACAAUAUCAAAAUAAAAUUGUAGCAUUACAAUUACAAUGGAAAAUGAGUAGUAUGAUUGAUGGUACAUCAGUCUUCGAUCGAAUUAUAGAAUGUACGAGUUAUCAAACAAAUUUAUUGAAACAAGAUAUUGUUAAGAAAGUUUCCUCAUUUCGAAGCACAUUAAUUCAACUUCGUCAACACUCAUCGUCAACACGAAAAGAUAUUAUUGAUGUCUCUCCUGAGUCGUUUCUUGAUCUAUUAGCAAAUCCUUUCAUACCGCGAGAAUGGAACCAUCUUUCACUUGGUCCAUCAUAUAUACGAUUAAAUCAAAGUGCCAUUUAUCCUCGACAUCAACAAGAAAUUGUUAUUGGAAAACAACAUGAAAAAAUCUAUGAAAAGGUUAAACAACAUCUUAUAAAAUAUCAUUUUAUUCCACUGAAAGCAACUGUUUUCAAAACAUAUUCUAAUGAGGUUUUGGAUUAUUUCGAUCAAUCCUAUUUUUCUCCAUUACCAUUUAAAGAUCAAGUGCAAGCAUCAGAGGAAGCAAAAACAGCUGCAGCUAUUCAACGCAAAAUAAAAAAAUUUAAUCUUAUUCUUCGCUUAACCGAUAAGGGUCAUAAUUUUUACAUUGGUUCGGCAACUGAAUUCGAGAAAAAAGUACAAACAUUUUUCCAAGAAACAAAUGCUUUUAUGGAGUUAAGAGAAAAUCCGUUGGAUGAAAUUUUGAAGAAAGUUAUCCAAUUACUCAAUCAACUUUACGCGAAAAAAUUGAUUUUAUCAUGGCAACAUAAAAAAAUGAUGCCUGAUCGAAACAAAUGUGAAUUGUCUCAUUUAUAUUUUAAUCCAAAAACACAUAAGGAUGGUGUACCAGUUCGGCCGAUUGAAAAUACUAUUGCGGCUCCAACAAGAAAUAUAUCAGACUUCUUAGAUAAAAUUAUACGACCAAUUUUUGAUAAUAAAUGCAGCACAACUAGCAUUAUCGAUGGUACAUCUUUAAUAAAAAACCUUACACAAUAUGCUAAAAGAGGUCUUUUAAAACCAACAACUCUUUUUUGUACAUUUGAUAUUCGUAAUUUAUAUACCAUGCUUCCACAAGAAAAAGCAUUGAAUAUUCUUAUGGAAUUUCUUCAUGUACAUGGUUAUACCAGAGUUAAAGGAAUUCCACUUGAUGCCAUAAGGAAAUUAGCUUCGCUAGUAUUGAAAGAAAAUGUUUUCGUCUAUGGUAAGACAAUUUAUAGACAAAUUCUCGGUGGCGCCAUGGGGUCAUCCUUUACAUUAACAUUAGCCAAUAUAUUUAUGUGGAAAUGGCAAAAACAACUCGUUCGUAUACAAGAGAUCACAGGUGAAUUUUACGGCCGGUAA
This is a messenger RNA of Rotaria sordida, 1692 nucleotides long. The record is from the annotation of a GenBank genome assembly. Lineage: Eukaryota; Metazoa; Rotifera; Eurotatoria; Philodinida; Philodinidae.